Acipenser ruthenus (sterlet) is the source of this 1398-nucleotide messenger RNA. Its product is annotated as alpha-N-acetylgalactosaminide alpha-2,6-sialyltransferase 2-like. The transcript is spliced from 9 exons. Gene Ontology annotation, molecular function: sialyltransferase activity. Lineage: Eukaryota; Metazoa; Chordata; Actinopteri; Acipenseriformes; Acipenseridae. The coding region runs from base 1 to 1398 and encodes 465 amino acids. The record is from RefSeq and is a predicted model, not a curated record.
AUGAGGGUUUCAGUGGAGUGUAGAAAAUACAAAAGGCUAGCCUGUCUGCCUGCUAACCACCAUUACCUCUGGAGGGAAGAGAAGAUGAAGCAGGGCUUUUUCUCUAAGAAGCUGCUAUGGGUUUUUCUGCUGUGUCUGGUGUUUCUGGCACUUUUCUUCUACUCCAGUCGCACAUUCACUGUCCUGUUGGGCGUACCCUGUGUCAGGACGAGUUAUGAGGAGUUUGUGCAUGAUGGCAGUUUGUCAAACCGAGAAGCGGAACACAACAAAUCAGCAAAGGCAGGAAGAGGAAAUAAGGAGGACGCUUUUAACAGACCGCUUGGCAUACCUCCUGAUAAAAGCAAACCUGCAAACAAUGUGCAGCCCGAGCCCUUUACUAGAGCCCAGGCAAAGCCUGCACCGACUGAACCGCCAUUCAUCGGGGACAAGUACGCACAAGAGGACAUCCGCCCAUCGGACUGCCCUGACAACAUUCCCAAGAAGUUUUUGAAAUCCACAUUGUUCAAAGACAAGUUCCUAGAGACCGUUCCCAUCCUGCAGUGGAAGAAGCAUGCCACAGAGAAGGAGUACAGCCGUCUGAAACAAUACAAUGGGGCCCACGGAUGGAGUGUGGUCCCCUUUGAUGUCUUGAAGGAGUCAUUGGACCUUUUGAACACCACGGCUAACCAGCAAAUGCUUGAUGACUGGGGUAGCAGGGCUAACAGGCCGGCCUGUGUCCGCUGUGCCGUGGUCGGGAAUGGGGGGAUACUGAAGGGCUCCAAGAAAGGAAAGGAGAUUGACCAGCACGACUACGUCUUCAGAACAAACGGGGCUGUGAUUGAGGGGUUCGAGGAGGAUGUCGGGAGCAGGACCUCGUUCUACACCUUCUCCACCAACACCCUGCGGAACUCCAUGCUGGCCUAUUUCUCACUGGGGUUCAGGGGACCCCCCAAGUCUGAGGAGACCCGAUUCAUCUUCCUGUCAGACCACGAUCGAGACUACCUCCUCCUGAAGGCAGCAGUGACACACACUCCCGUCGAGAAGGGGCCAGAACAAUCCAAGUCGCCACCAAGACAGUUUGGAGACGAUGUAAGAGCAGAAAAAUUCAAAAUGUAUCAUCCAGACUUCAUCCGUUACAUUAGGAACAGGUUCUUGGAUGCCAGUGUUUUAACAACAAGAUACAGAGAUUAUUACCGCCCCUCCACAGGGGCUACCAUGUUACUGGCUGCAGUGCACACAUGUGACCAGGUGAGUGCCUAUGGCUUCAUGACUCCCAACUACGCCAAAUUCUCAGACCAUUACUAUGACUACAUCUACCGUAAAGUGGCCUUCUACAUCAACCACGACCUUAGGAUGGAAAUGAGACUGUGGCAGCAACUCCACGAGGCUGGCAUCAUUCAAUUAUACAUGAGGGAAUGA